Bubalus bubalis (water buffalo) is the source of this 9129-nucleotide messenger RNA. RefSeq names its product BTB domain containing 3 (gene BTBD3). The transcript is spliced from 4 exons. The coding region runs from base 4658 to 6238 and encodes 526 amino acids. Gene Ontology annotation, molecular function: protein binding. NCBI's taxonomy places the organism in Eukaryota, Metazoa, Chordata, Mammalia, Artiodactyla, Bovidae. Gene Ontology annotation, biological process: cerebral cortex development; neurogenesis; dendrite morphogenesis. The record is from RefSeq and is a predicted model, not a curated record. Gene Ontology annotation, cellular component: cytosol.
AUAUUCAGAACUGAUUUCCUUUAGGAUUGACUGGUUUGAGCUCCUUGCAGUCCAAGGGACUCCUUUCAGUCCAAGGGAUAUGAAGGUAGAGUGUCUGGCAAACCUUCCAGUGGUAAGGAAGAUGAACUAAGUGAGUUUAAAUCCUGUUCAUAGUUUUAUUAUUACUGGGAAUUGGAUGGAAAGAGAUAAAAGUGAUUGAACUUUCUGGCAGUUAUAAAAUUAUCUGAAAUCCACUGCUGUUAGCUAACCUUUUAAGCUUGGCUUCUAAUCUUGGUCACCCUUGCAUGCCCGACACCUAAUAUACUGCAUGAUCAGCAUGUUGUAUUUUGAGAAUACUUUCAUAAAAAAUUGAUGGGCUUCUUGACUUGACCUGUUUAUUUACUUUAUUAGGGCAAAUUAACCAUGUCUCAUAACAGCUUUGAAAAUUCAGGACAUGUAGGAACAAGUGAUAUGCUAGACAGAAAGAAAUUUUAGGGGUGAAAUUUGAUGGUAGAUACUGGGCUGGUAUUCCUUAUUCUUCAACCCAGUGGGUAUUCAAUAUUCUUUAUUCUUGUAACCCAGUGUUUCUGGGUUACAGAUUGAAUACAGGGGGUUUUAACUAUUUGAAGUUAAUUUCAAGGGAAGGAAAGAAGCCAUUAUUUGUGUUUAAUAAAUAAACUAUAGAAAUAAAAGCAGAAAAUAAAAGUGAUAUGAUGAAUAUUUUGACUAUUCAAAUUAACCUGAGAUUUCCAUAACAUUUUAUGGUGUUCUGCAUCAUAAAUUAUUCUAAAAGACAGAUAUGGCUUCUCUUUUCAAAAAAAUAAAUGCAAACUCCCAAUUUUGCGUGCAGUUUGAGGGGUUUCAUGGGCUCCAUUAGGUUGAUGCAGCCUUGUCUUUUUCCUUAUCUGGUGGCUCUUAAUCCAAAUUCCCGGUAGGAAAAACCCUGGACAUUAAGCCUUAGAAGUCCUUAGAAAUAAUCUAGACCAGUGUUACUUCAGCUGUGGUCUUUAAGUCAAGUGACUGUAUCAAAACCAAUAUUUAAAAGAAAAGAAUAAAACAGAAAAUAUCAUAGUAUUUCAUAACAUGCCAAGCAUAAGUUUAGUUUUGUAACCUGUGUUUUCAUUUGUGUAUAGAUCUGUGUGUUUAUGUGUGUCAGUACUAGGUCUGAAGACAAAAAUAGAUUUCUUAUUGUGGAUUGAGGAUAAAGUUUGAGAAACACUCAUCAGUUCUGGAUGAACCUCUUCACUGUGUAGGCGCUUUAAAGGCUAAAUGAUUUGUUCAGACACUGUCCCUGCCAGCACGCAUGCACACAUAAACACACACAGAGCUCUAAUUUGUAGUGGCUAACCAGGACUGAACCAGACUAUUUGAUUGCUAAUUGUGCUGCACCACAGUGCUAAUUUUUUGAAAUAUAACUGUGAGGUAGAUUAUUUUAAAAAUUAAGUUAUUCAUCUGUUCCACACUUGGCAUUUUUUUUAAUCCUUCAUUUUUCCCACUAAUUGUCUCUUUCAUCACCCUUUAAAAUACUUUGGGCUUGAGCUUCUUUUCCUGAGUAUUGAAAAGUAUUUGGGGGCCUCCCCAUUGGUCCUUUUAGUCUGCACAUCUGAAUCAUAGAAUCUGACUCUUAGGGGCUAAUCAGAAUUUCAGAACAAGACAUGAAGGUUCAAAAUGAAGUUAUUUUGAAUUAUUUGUCCAUUCAUUUGAGAACUGAAUGUGAUAUGUGGACCCAGAUGUUGAUACCUAUCCUUGAGAAGACCUUACAACAUUCCCUUUUUCCCUUAUACAAACCUCAUCUGUAUGAGGUUUUCUCAGACUUGAAUGUCAUAGAAAUGACUUGGAGGGUUUUGUUGAAAACGCAGAUUCUGAUGCAGAAGCUGGCCGAGCCCGUGGUUUCUAGCAGCAGCCCCAGGAGAUGCUGCUGCUGCGCCCUGGCCCACAUGUGCAGGCGCAAGUGCCAUGUGCUGACUGCCUCAUUAAUGGUAAGAGGGAGCUCUCGGCAAGCUUUUGUCAUGGUUUUAUUAGCAUUUUCAUGCCUUUCCAAAUUGGCUACAAAAAUUAAAAUGUCUUUCUUGUUUUUUAAAAACUGGAUUAGUUUUUGUAGUGAAAGACACAUCUUUAAAACAGCCACACUCCUCAGUCCCCACAGCCGAGAGGAAGGGCAAGGCCCCUCUUGGCAGCACUACUCUAGGUGAUUCCAGUUUAACACACUUUUCCAAGCUUCUCCGCAAAACCUAACUUUCUAAAUAAAGAGCAUUUUCUAAAAUAUUGUAUAAUUUUCUUUCUUAAAUUAUUACGUGCACGUUCUCCUUUAUUCUAGCCACAUAAGAGCAGUGUUUUUUUGUAGGCACAGGUGAAGGCUGUUGAACUAUAUGCAAAAAAUGAAUAAAACCCACAAAACUACAUGCUUGUGUCUGCCUAUUAUACUUUUUCUAUUUUGUCUUUCCAGCUGCUGGUAAGUCUGUCUCAAAAGCCUUCAUUUCCCUUCCAUUCUAAUUGAUUACUUCUGACCUAAAAAGCCAGCUACUAGAUUUGUUAGAAAUACGCAGGGAAUUAUCCCCAGUCAAAAGGAGCUGCCUGGCGUGGAGCCUGUCCUGGGAGGGUGGUGGUCAGGAAGCUCAGUAGCGCGGAGCCUGCGCAAGACCCUCUGGCUAUAGUUGUAUUCUGAGAAGGCAGCUCUGAAGGAACACACUCGCUCCUUCUCCGUGCCCUUCUCCAUGAGGUUUGCUCCCUCCCUCUCUGUCGUUCUCGCUCACACACACACUCUGUGGUGAAGUGUGUUUGCAGGCAAUUGGAAGUGUGUGUGCGUGCGUGCACGUUCACGUGUGUGUUCACCCUGUGACUGAGAAGGCGGUACACGUAGCACAAAAGCGGCGCUUCAGGGUCUGGACGAACCAGGGGUGAAGAACCUGCGCUAAAGACCAUGGUUCUCUGCUCACAGUCUGUCCUGCAGAGGCUUUGUAAACAGGUCUGAGAAUAAAAGGAUGACAGUAAAGAGGGCAUUCCUCGAUUGACUUUAGUGAUUCAGAGUCCCAGGGAUUUAAAGUCUGGUUUCCAGUGUGCUCUGUGUAGUAGAUGGUUGGUUAUAACUGCGACCGAAGGGCCCGUUCGGUGGACCCCGGCUGUCAGGCACUGGCUGUUCGGACAGCAGCGGUGCAGUGCUGGGCUGUGGUCCUGCAGGGGCGGCAGAUGGGGCCGCCCCUGGGAGCAGCCAGAGUGCAGAGCUUGGCUCAUCAGCCCCUGAAGGUACCUGUGCGUGUGUGGGGCCUGUCCUUACUCAGCAAAGCUAGAAACUGUUGGAGGGUUCACGUCUGUGGAAACCACACAGGAGUUGGUAUUAUUCUGAUUCAAAGCAGAGGGAACCUGUUUGCAUCUCAACUACACAGCAUCAGAACAUACAUCAUUUUGGAUAGCCUUGUUAAUGUGUGUUAGAAUUUGAGGAUUAUACUCUUUAAAAUUGUGAUGAAGCUAAAUGUAACCAUACCGUUUAGUUUGGAUUUUUCGAAGUUCUGAACAGGACCCCAUUUCACAUAUUUUUAGUGAGUUGUAACCUUUAAAUGCUGAUUACCAGAUUGGUCUCAUUUGAAUCUUAUUUUUACAUCUAGAAUGAGUUUUAUGUUUCAGUGCAGCUAAACCUGCUGGUAUCAUUUUAGUCUAAUUAACAGUAUUUUGUGAUCUGGGACUCCUAUCAAACAAAGUUCAUCGUAAGAACUAGAAAACCCUGGGAGGUAAAAUGAACACAUGACCUCAUCUCCUGUUUUGCACUAGACUCUAACUUGCAUUAAAAGAGACUAAAAAUGGAGAAAGAAAAUUUUCAUUCUUUUAUUACAUUAAGCGUUAAUAAAUGUGUUUAAUAUGACUUCUCUAUGUGUAAUCCCUCUUAGCUGGUAAAAUGGAGGGCUUUGUUUGAAGUACUAGAAACUAAAUGCUGCCAGGAGAAGGAUUUUACUAGAAACAUAGAGUAGAUAUCAGUCCCUAAGCUUUGUUAAUUGAUCCUGCUUGUUUAACCAGGGAAAUAAAAAUGCACGUCUGCUGAAGAGAAGUCUGUGGACUUAAACUCUUCCUGUUUUCAAAUAUGUUUCGUAGGUGUUUAUCUUAUUUAAACGUACAGACUUAUAGUAGCCAAGAGAAUGCAACUGCUGUUCCUUUAACGUCAGAACCAUGCACGCUACAAUAGGUGUCACUGUUUGGCUUGGUCCAAUCAUGGUUGGUGACUUCAGCUAUUGGCUCUGAGCACUGGCUGUCUGACUCCAUCUGCAGGGCUGUAAUACCUACUCUCCUCCGGUCCAUUCACCACACAACUUCAGCCGGCUGAACAGACUCCCGCAGCUCCAGCACAUCUUGCUAACCUAAUUCAGAAAACAAGCACUACGGCUCUCUCUGCCUGUCGUCUCCUUUCAGUGUAGCAUUUUCAGGUGAUCUAGGAAACUGGGUUAUUUUUAUGAGCAAAUAAGAGAAACAGGAAUCAUGAUGGGGAUGUAUUUAACAGACCCAGUACUGGAUAAAACUUAAAACCAGUGUCUCAUUCAACAUAGUAAAAAGGUCACCUUGCCUGCCUGAGAAAAGAAGCAAAAUAUCAGCUUGUUGGUUUCUGUUUUCAUCUCAGCUCGUGCUAGCCUCUUUUCCCUGAUGCUCGCACCGACUUGGGAUAUCUGGCUAUAAAGAGAGACCUACUGUACUCAUGGUAGAUGACAAGGAAAGGAACAUGAAAUGUCUCACCUUCUUCUUGAUGCUUCCAGAGACGGUAAAGAACAGGUCCAAGAAAAGCUCGAAGAAAACAAAUCCCAGCAGCAGCAGCAGCAGUAGCAACAGCAGCAGCAAGUUGCCUCCAGUUUGUUAUGAAAUAAUUACCUUGAAGACUAAAAAGAAGAAGAAGAUGGCUGCUGAUAUAUUCCCCCGCAAAAAACCAGCCAGCUCCAGCAGCAGCACUGUCCAGCAGUACCACCAGCAGAAUCUCAGUAACAACAACCUUAUUCCUGCCCCCAAUUGGCAGGGGCUCUAUCCCACCAUUAGGGAGAGAAAUGCGGUGAUGUUCAAUAAUGAUCUGAUGGCAGAUGUACAUUUUGUGGUUGGGCCACCAGGUGGGACUCAGCGGUUGCCAGGACACAAAUACGUUUUAGCUGUUGGGAGCUCUGUGUUCCAUGCAAUGUUUUACGGAGAACUUGCCGAGGACAAAGAUGAGAUCCGAAUACCAGAUGUCGACCCUGCUGCUUUUCUCGCCAUGCUGAAAUACAUCUAUUGUGAUGAAAUUGACUUGGCUGCUGACACGGUCUUGGCCACUCUUUAUGCUGCCAAAAAGUACAUCGUCCCUCACCUCGCCAGGGCCUGCGUCAAUUUCCUGGAGACCAGCCUGAGCGCCAAGAACGCCUGUGUGCUCCUGUCCCAGAGCUGUUUGUUCGAGGAGCCGGACCUCACCCAGCGCUGCUGGGAGGUGAUCGACGCCCAGGCCGAGCUGGCGCUCAAGUCCGAGGGGUUCUGCGACAUCGACUUCCAGACCCUGGAAAGCAUCCUCCGCAGGGAAACUCUGAAUGCCAAAGAAAUUGUGGUCUUCGAGGCCGCGCUCAACUGGGCUGAGGUGGAAUGCCAGCGACAGGAUCUGGCUUUGAGCAUUGAGAACAAGCGCAAGGUGCUGGGCAAGGCGCUGUACUUGAUCCGCAUCCCGACCAUGGCCCUGGACGAUUUCGCCAACGGUGCUGCACAGUCUGGCGUCUUGACUCUGAACGAGACCAACGACAUCUUCCUUUGGUACACGGCGGCCAAGAAGCCCGAGCUGCAGUUCGUGAGCAAGGCCCGCAAGGGGCUGGUGCCACAGCGCUGCCACCGCUUCCAGUCCUGCGCCUACCGGAGCAACCAGUGGCGCUACCGGGGCCGCUGCGACAGCAUCCAGUUCGCCGUGGACAAGAGGGUCUUCAUCGCGGGCUUCGGGCUGUACGGCUCCAGCUGCGGCUCGGCCGAGUACAGCGCCAAGAUCGAGCUCAAGCGGCAGGGCGUGGUCCUGGGGCAGAACCUCAGCAAGUACUUCUCGGACGGCUCGAGCAGCACGUUCCCUGUGUGGUUCGAGUACCCGGUGCAGAUCGAGCCGGACACCUUCUACACGGCUAGCGUCAUCCUGGACGGCAAUGAGCUCAGCUACUUCGGGCAGGAGGGCAUGACGGAGGUGCAGUGCGGCAAGGUCACCGUGCAGUUCCAGUGCUCGUCGGACAGCACCAACGGCACGGGCGUGCAGGGCGGCCAGAUCCCCGAGCUCAUCUUCUAUGCCUGAGCGCGCCGGCUCCCCACUUCACGCUCAGCUCGGCUGCAGCCAGCCAUCUGCGCGGGCUGUUCGUAAGGAACAGAGCUAUGCGCCGGUUCUGAUUUCUUUCAACCUUUUUCGUUAUGUACAGGCAAAAAUGCAGCACUCAGCUUUUAACUGUAUGUCGGAAAGCCAAAUUCUUAGCAAGGCUUGUGGUUCUUAAGAGUUGCACCUAUCCUACCCGGGGAGAUUUUGCAUUCUUUUCCGACUGCCCCACUGACCUCUCAGUUUAAGAAGAUUUUUGGAUCACCUCAGAUUUCCUUUUGGGCUUUAUUUUGACAAAGAGAAAGAAAUACUCUAAAGUAACAGUAGCAAUUAUUUUUAAACGGAAAUCCUCCCUCUCCCCAAACAGAUAAACCUCAGUGUACAAUUUUGAAAGACAUUUUGCUUGAUAAUAAGUAAUAAUUUAGAAAGUAGACAGUAGUCAUCUUUACCUUUAUUUCCUUUUAAAUAUUUUGGGCAUUUGCUUUGGACAUUGCUUUUUCUUAAAUCCUAAAUUCAUAAGUUUGUUAAAUUUUUAAACUGCAGCGGUCAACGGAAGGUAAAACAAGUAAGAAACAAGCAGAUUUGUGUUCUUUCAGUUUAGAAGACAGGCAAUUCCAGUACAGAGGCUUCCUUUAGAAGUAACAAAAUUGCAAAACUUUAUUGUCAACUAGAGAAAAAUUGCAGGUCUGUUUACUGACACUAAAAUAGUCUUAAAAGGAAGCCUGAAAAAGUCCCACAUGACAAAUAGUUUAAUUGAUGGCACAUUAUAAUCCAGAGUUUGAAAAAGUCAAGCUCUUUUCUCCCUGCUUAGCUUCUGAUCCCUGCCACUUGCUGGUUUUCAAAAGUUGUACUGUAUAGAAUUCCUAUUCCCCCAUUCCCAUGAAGAGAGGACCAAACGAUUUCCUCAGAUGAAUAGAAUAACGGUUAGUUUUGUAGUGCCACAUGUUAAUGUAAUAAGAUACUUUAUGCAUUGAUUUUUUAUUUUUAAUCUGAAAUAUAUUUUACUUAAUCUGCUUUGACCACACUGUCUCUUCUUCGUUAAUUAUGAUUCUGUCCCAUUCCUGGACUGCUAGAAUCUGGCCUGUGACCAUCUGAACGAGCCAAUAUAUGCCUGCAGGGUUUUUAAAAAGUAGUCUGGAGUAAUAAACUCGAUGAUACCUUAAUGUUCACUGCCUCAACAUCACAUCCAGUUCUCUCUUUUUUUGUUUUUUUUCCCAUGGAUAGUGUAAACAAAGAGGGAAAAGCUCGUCAAAACAUUCUCCUUCAGCAAAGGCUUGUGCUGGCUUAGUGCCCGUGACCCUAGUGGUGUACACUGCGGUCGCUCCCAGCUGAAGUAUCCACGUGUUUCUGGGUAACUUUUCUGCCCAGUGUGAUCCUGAGAUGGCUUCCCCGCCACCCAGAGUGUGGUCCCUGGCCACCUCCUUCUCCUGUUCUGAGCCCGAAGCUGGCUCUGGAGCGGGGGCUAGUCCCGGGGUGGGUGUGUGCGUGGGUGCCCGUGCGCAUGCGGUGCGCGCCGGCUCAGGAGCUGUCUCCUGCUGCCCGGCCAGCGGGGCUGGGACAGAAGGGGCCCCCUGCCGGGCCCACGCGGCCCGCAGAAGGGGACUGCCUGUGCUUCCGGGCCGCUUCUCUCCCGUAGACGUGGGCUGCUGCUUCGGCCGGCUUCCCCGAUGGAGAAAAACACUGGAUUACAGAAAUGCUUUAAUCGUCUUUGCCCUUACCUAUGUCUGUUAGCAUGGAGGGUCAGAAGCUGUUACCAGUGAUUAACAGAUGAGUGCUCCCAGGACAAGCUUCCAAAAUUAUCUAACAGUUAUUUCUUAUUAGCAAGAUGACAGGUAGUAGUUGUGGCAAACCGUCUAUGAAACGGAGGUAGGUUUUCAAUUAAAAAUAUUUCUACAAAGGGUUUUGUUUAUAAAUUAUGGUUAAACAUUUUGGUAACUAACUCAUAGCUACCUUGCAAUUGGUAGACUAUAGAUUUACCUGAUUGGAAGGCACUUAUUUAUAAGCCAGAGGAGAAGAAACUUUUUAGCACUAAUUUCAUCAUACUAGAUUGUUUCGGAGGGGAGUGUGAUAACCUUGUUCAUUCAGUAACACCCAUGAUCAGUGCUCCUAUUAGUAGCUACCCUCCAGAGGCUGGGAACCUGUUGGGUGAGAGCCCCAUGAGAUCCUAUAUACGGAAGACCUUAUGGAAGAACUUAAUUUUAUAAUUGCUGUCACUUGAAGAAAAAAAAAAAUCCGUCAUCUGAUUGGCUGGCGCCAAGAGCUGUGGUAUAAAUUUGAAGAUUGUAUUUAAAAUAAGAAAAUGUUAUCUUUUAAAUCCUAUUCUCCCUUCUGCAUUUUCAAUGACAUGGAGUUAAGGCUAAUAUGCUUGCUUUAUUUUCUUUGGUAAUCUCAAAUUUUGUAGCUUUCAAAACUAGAAACCAUUGUUCUGACAAGGCAGGCAACUGUAAUGCAUAAACAUGAUUUUAUUAAACACUGCCCUGUAGAUGCUUUUCCCCACGUAUCUGGCAGUCUUUGUUGUCGUUUAUAUCCUGGGGAUAAGGGGAACUAGGCUAGCAGUUCUAAUGUAACAUUCUUUAAGCAUAUCUUAAUAUAGUAUUUAAGUAAAUGGUCUAAUUUCUACAUAAUAUUGCACUGAACUGUCUUUUUUUUUUAAGGUGUCUAAAUAAGCUUGCUAAUUCAAGACACUAGCCAGUUGUGCAUCAGAGUGCUUGAAUUCAGGAGCUUACCGCAUUAUUUAUGAAGGAAAAAUAUAUAAAUAUGAAGUACCUCAUGUUGAAUGUUAUUGUACUGUAUUUUUAAUGUAACAGUGCAGAUCUUGUUAGACACAUGAAUGUGUAUAAUCAUGUUAAAUGCAAAUAAAAUAAAACCGGUUCAUA